This is a messenger RNA of Opisthocomus hoazin, 1290 nucleotides long. NCBI's taxonomy places the organism in Eukaryota, Metazoa, Chordata, Aves, Opisthocomiformes, Opisthocomidae. The record is from RefSeq and is a predicted model, not a curated record.
AUGUAUUCCUGGAAUUAUGAUAGACUUUCUGGUGUACUGCCAGCUAGCAUCGAGGUUACCACAUCCACCUGGCGACUCUCGCAGACGUUCAAAGGAAAGGUUAACCCCCAAAAGGAGAAGCGUGCCCUUGGUCAGGAGUCUUUAAGUCCUCUGAAUCACACUAUACCAAAAGCCUCCAAAGUGUUAGAAGAUGCAGCUCUUCGUCAGUAUGCUGAGGACCUUCUUGCUGGGCUUUUUGCUGUGAACCCAGGGGGAACUACCACCAAAUGCCAGCACAGAAAUGUGAAGAAAAGGGAGCCGGUGGAUGAAGUCCUCCAGAUUCCCCCUUCGCUGCUGACAUGCGGCGGUUGCCAGCAGAACAUCGGGGACCGCUAUUUCCUGAAAGCCAUCGAUCAGUACUGGCACGAAGACUGCCUCAGCUGCGACCUGUGCGGGUGCCGGCUCGGAGAAGUGGGGAGACGCUUGUACUACAAACUGGGCAGAAAGCUCUGCAGAAGGGACUAUCUCAGGCUCUUUGGCCAAGAUGGCCUCUGCGCCUCCUGCGACAAGCGAAUCCGGGCUUACGAGAUGACCAUGCGGGUGAAGGACAAAGUGUAUCACCUUGAAUGCUUCAAAUGUGCCGCCUGUCAGAAACAUUUCUGUGUUGGGGACAGAUACCUCCUCAUCAACUCGGACAUAGUAUGUGAACAGGACAUCUACGAGUGGACUAAGAUAAAUGGAAUGAUCUAGCAAAGACAUGCCUCCAUAGUCCAUAAAAGACAUCUUGUGGGCAACACUGAUGCAUCAGCUGCAGUGAGGACAUCAUCACUUGAGCUAUGGGCUGUGUCUAAAAUGGGGGGAAAAUACCACGGAGUCGGCCCUUUGCAGGCAGUGCUACGUAGAAUGUAAACUACAUAUAGGUGAAGAAGGGAGACCGAAGCAAUAGUAGAUAGACUGACUUCUAUUAACAAAGUCGUAUGGACAGUAACUGACAUCAGCCACGUAGGUGAGAGUUGAGGAACAAACACAACGCGAUAACGAAUUCUCGUAACUGGAAAAAGAGUAGGGACUUCUGUAAAGAGAUGUUAUGUCUUUGUCACCUGCAGACUAGGAUUGUGCAAUUGAAAUUUCUUUUCGUCUUGUUUUAGUUACUGAGUUUAGAUGACAGCUCCUAAUGUAGACAUGAGGAAGAACACCAGAAGAAAAGGGCCAUCACUUACGUUGUCAUUCUAUACGGCCUUAUACUUCGGGUAGGAGAGAAAGCGGGAAGAGGGUGGGGGCUAUUUUUUGCAUGGAUUUUUUUUUUUUUUU